Candidozyma auris is the source of this 1044-nucleotide messenger RNA. RefSeq lists its product as uncharacterized. Gene Ontology annotation, biological process: spliceosomal tri-snRNP complex assembly. Bases 1 to 1044 code for a protein of 347 amino acids. The transcript has a single exon. The record is from RefSeq and is a predicted model, not a curated record. NCBI's taxonomy places the organism in Eukaryota, Fungi, Ascomycota, Pichiomycetes, Serinales, Metschnikowiaceae.
AUGGCCAAACCGCCCUUGGGAACGCUAUGGAUACAGCUGCUUCCGCUGAGAUCUCCCGACUAUAUUAUUGGAAUUGAUACUGCUUUCUUCAAUGUCAACCACAUAUUCAAAGGAAUCAAAGUCAUUCCCCCGGGAAUCCAUCUUUUCCACUACCUAGAGGGAGAAUCCAUGAGAGCAGGCUGGUGGUUUGAAAUCAAGGACGGUGACAUUUUGAGUAUUGACUGGGAUUGUGAACAAGAAGAGUUUAGAGCAAAGAGUGUUGACUUGGAAAAGAUUGCUCAGGAGUACCCUUUGUUGGUGCUGUAUCCAGAGAACCACGAAUCAUGGCUAGCGCUCACUAAACAUAUAGAGAAGAGCGAUGUGGUUGAGGUUGGUGGAGCUUUUCCAAGAACAAUUACUACGGCCACGCCACUGAAGGAGGAAAAUCAGGUGCUAGAGGCGACGUUGAAGGAGAAGAACCCGAAACAGACGUUUGAUGAUCAGUCAACGAAAGAACUCAAUUUUUCUAUAAUCAAUUUCAAGGAGACAGAAAGAGAAUUACCGCACAGCGAUGCGGAGGUCACGAGGAAUGCGUUGGACCGUUCGUGGCAGCUACGGCAGCUUUUUCCUCUGGCGAGGCGGCUUCUUGCUGAGUUUCAGAUGGCAUUUGCGGUUUUCCUUGUGCUUGCGAAUUUAUGCUCUUGCACUCAGUGGACGCUGUUGCUACGGCUAGUGCUGGUGAGUGAAACAUUUUUGAGGAAAAACAGCGACUUCGCUAUCCAUUAUCUUGAGACGCUCUUGCAUCAGCUCGAAAAGAUCCCCGAGGAGUACGUGGGAACGAGUGAGCUUGGUGUUGUAGAUACAAAGAUGUUGGUCAAUGCACUUGAGCAGCUAGGCUCGAUCUUUCAUGGAACCAGCAGGUGGCAGGCGAUUGAAAAGGUUUGCCAGGCUCGUUUUGGCUUUCAUCUAAAGAACCUUGUGGGUCUGUUUGACAAGGAAAACUUUGAAGUGUAUAAUAUUGAAGAUCACGACACAGACGAUGAAGAUGCCCCAGCGAUCGUCUAA